Molecule: messenger RNA, 707 nt
Organism: Cuscuta campestris
Lineage: Eukaryota; Viridiplantae; Streptophyta; Magnoliopsida; Solanales; Convolvulaceae
Source: the annotation of a GenBank genome assembly
CCAUGCCUAUAUUUUAAAAUGCUUAAGGAAAUGGAAUCAUAAUCAAAUACUACCAUAAAUAUUGAGAGCAUUAUUGUUUAUUAUUAUUGCUCCACACACCCCUCAAGCUGAACGUCGUGAAACGAGAGGAAACUUGAAAACAAGAGCUGUGUAGCGAGAAGAUGGCUGGAGAACUUGUGAACCCUAAAGCCUACCCUCUGGCUGAUUCCCAACUCACCAAAACCAUUCUGGAUCUGGUCCAGCAAGCCUACAACUUAAGGCAGCUCAAAAAGGGUGCUAAUGAAGCCACGAAGACGUUGAACAGAGGAAUUUCUGAGUUUGUUGUGAUGGCUGCUGAUGCCGAGCCUCUCGAAAUUAUUCUCCACCUCCCACUUUUAGCCGAAGAUAAGAAUGUCCCCUACGUGUUUGUUCCAUCCAAAAUAGCUCUCGGCCGAGCAUGUGGCGUUACUCGACCUGUGAUUUCUUGCUCGGUGACAUGCAACGAGGGAAGCCAGUUGAAAUCUAAAAUACAAAAACUCAGAGAUGCCAUAGAGAAGCUCCUCAUAUAAUAAUAAAUGGUGUGAAGUCAUCAUAUAUUCAGCAUGAUGGGCCUCAUGAUCUCUGCACUAAAUUGGGCUGUGAUGAGGAGGCCGGCUUUGACUGGCCAUGUUUAUUUUUGUGCUUAGUUGUUUUAUGAAUUUCGUUUUAAAUUAAGUAGUGUCAUAAGG